Sinocyclocheilus anshuiensis is the source of this 7072-nucleotide messenger RNA. RefSeq names its product rho GTPase-activating protein 23-like. Gene Ontology annotation, molecular function: protein binding. The transcript is spliced from 23 exons. The coding region runs from base 242 to 5812 and encodes 1856 amino acids. Gene Ontology annotation, biological process: signal transduction. NCBI's taxonomy places the organism in Eukaryota, Metazoa, Chordata, Actinopteri, Cypriniformes, Cyprinidae. The record is from RefSeq and is a predicted model, not a curated record.
UGGAUUAAUGAAAUAUGAGGAGAUUUGGGCAUGUUCAACAGAAACCACAUCUGGAAUUUCUCUUCUCUUUGGGAGAGAACGGACACAUCUUUAAGCUGACUUGUAGUUUUUAACUUUUCCCUAUUUCUGGUUGUCAGAUUCUUCUUUUUUGUUCCCACAUCAAAAGGUCUUAAUGGUUCCUUUGUGAUUGCGACUCGUCCUUUUGUGAGCCCUUGCACACUCCCGUGCGUGUUAAUGUGUGAUGUGGUCAGCCGGUCAGGUGCCGUUGGCGAUGCCUGCUGUGUGCCCGCGUGUAGGGGGUAAGGAGUGGUGUUUUCAGGAUGCGGUAGGGGUGGACUGCAGCUCUCCAGAACCUCGCUGUAUCUGGGUGGCGGUUUUACACAGGGAUGCACCACAAAUAAAUGUUUCCAACCUCCAAAAUGACACUAUUGAAAGCACCAAUGGCAUCAGUGCCGGCAGAGCUCUACCAAGACCCUCACAGACCUGCAGGGCAAAGGGGCGGAGAGAUGGGUCCUCUUCAUCCAGUGAGAACCCUCGGCCGGUGGUCAGGAGUGGGGCAGAUGGGUUGGGUGUGUCCUGGCAGGGUCCACGAACACUGGUGCUCCAUAAGAACUCUCAGGGCUUUGGCUUCACACUACGUCACUUCAUCGUUUACCCGCCAGAGUCUGCCCUGCACACCAGUCUCAAGGAUGAAGAGAAUGGGAAUGGAAAGGGGCUCCAUCAGAGUCGUCUGGAGCCCAUGGACACCAUCUUCGUUAAGAAUGUGAGGGAGAAAGGCCCCGCCCACCAGGCUGGCUUGUGUACAGGAGACAGGCUGGUUAAAGUGAAUGGAGAGAGUGUGCUGGGUAAGACAUACUCGCAGGUCAUUGCACUGAUUCAGCACAGUGAGAGUGUACUGGAGCUCUCCAUCAUGCCAAAGGACGAGGACGUGCUGCAGCUGGUAAGUGCAUAUUCCCAUGAUGCCUACCUAAGAGGGAACAAUCCAUAUAUAGGAAAGGCCCAAAAUCUUCCUCCACCACCCCCUGUCCUCUACCCUCCACAUACAAAAUCACAGCCUCCUGCGCUGGCCGGCCCUGCCCCAGCUUCUUCAUACAUGGGGCAAAACCAGCUGGACAACUGGAGCCGCUGGCCCGGCUCCUCCUCUGGUCCCUCUCCACCCCUUGACAACCGGACAGUAGCUUCCAAUGCUUUCUGGGCAGCCGAGGGCAGGAGCUGUGAGCCAGGAGGUGUUGGUCACAGUAGCCCUGCACACCGAACUGAGGAGAUCCAGUAUGGAAUGACUGACAGGGGACCACAGGCAACCGGACAAAUGAGAGGACGCUCAUAUUCAUCAUCUUCCUCCUCAGGAGGGAUGAUGAGCCCAUUGCAUCAUGCACAUCUCGCAAACCACAACAUGGGUACUGCCGUGGGGCACAUUGGAGGCCGCAAGGAAAGCCCACCUUGGGCCAGUCCUUCUCAGUCAAUAUCAACACCCCCAUCCAGCCGCAGCGAAUGCACUCAACAAGCCCUUUCCAACUGGUACUAUAGCCAAGUACCAGGUCGGGAGCAGGAACGAGAGCGAGAGCGAUCUGUUUCUCGCUCCAUGCACCCACGCCACAGGAGUUUCUCGCAUGACCGUCUAGGUGAGCUUGGGAGGGCCAAGCGUUCGCAGCAAGCAGGUUUUCCCCACAGUGCAUCACAAGACACAUUGCUGUUGCUUCAGCAGAGCUCAGCAGCAUACACUGAUCCCCACUGGAACCAUGGAGACUGGCGGGGUGAGCAUGUGUAUGGACAGCACCCAUCUGUAGUGGCCUAUGGGCGCAAGUCCUCCGAAAACCUUCUAGUAAGCCAGUACGGACAUUCAGCACGUUCACUGGAAACUCUCGACAGAGCUGUGGGGAUACUUUCACCACGACUCGAAAGAUCUACUUGGGUCCACCAGCCCCCAAACAGGACUGAAAGCUAUCUGAGACAUGGCGGACAUUGUGGCCAACACGCAGAGUCACAUCACCAAAUCCAGCAGCACCAAGUGCAACACCACACACCACAACACCAUCAACACACACCUCAGCAUCAAAACGUCACACAUGCAGCACACCAACACUCAUCUCAGACUUCGCAACCACAGCAGGCAGCUCCACUGGCAAGACGUUUGCCAUCUUGCCAGAGUCUAGAUGAGGAGCCGAUUGGCUAUCGUAGCUACAGCCCCUCUUUCAACCGGAAGACUGGCCGUAUCUUGCAGCAAGCCCAGUCAUUUAGAGACCCCUCUUACACGGGUCCACACCUCUGGACCCCUACACCCAAGACCAGUCCCCCAGAGGGGCUUCCACCCUCGGCCUCUCCUUCCCCAGCUCCACCAACCACCUCUUCUACAACUUCUAUUCCCACAGCCCCUGAAGGACAAGACAGAACUUACCGACCCACUAAUCAUGACAGAGGGGCAGGGGAAGCAACAGGUGAAGCCCAGACACAGGAAGUGGUUCUGAGGCAGAAACCACCCACCGGACGCAGGGGUGCGAACGCCCUACGACAUCCACAUUACGGCAUAGCACUUGACUCCAGUGACCCUCUACUCUUUACCUCUGAUCCUACGGAGCCCCCUGCCAAAGUGGAAAGUGCUAUUUCUUAUCGCCGUACGAACGGUAACCUACCACCACUAUCCAUAGAGGAUGAUUCUCUCGCGUCAAUUCCCUUUAUAGAUGAGCCGACCAGUCCAAGUGCAGAUCUGCGGGCACGUCAUGUCCCUGCCUCCUCCGUCGUGUCCAGUGGCGGUAUAAACUCUGCCCCUGCUGUGGCCACAAGCCCCGCCUCCCCAACCUUCACCUUUCCCCUCAACCGCCUUUUCUCCCACGACUGCACAGGGGAUCCCAAGUCUAAUCGUCGCUCCUCUUACCUGCUGGCCAUCACCACUGAACGCUCCAAGUCAUGUGAUGAGGGGCUUAAUGCAUAUAGAGAAGAGGGGCGGGUCUUCUCGAGGAUUCCAAAAAGAGUCAAGAGCUUCUUUACUGAAGGGUCUCUGGACAGUCUGGGUGCUGCGGCAGAAGCUCGCUCUAAACGACACUCUACCUCGGAGCUGGGCAGCAUCAGCUACAGUGACGUGAAGAGAGAAGGCUGGCUCCACUUCAAACAGAUCCACACGGAGAAGGGCAAGAAGGUGGGUAGUGCCAUCUGGCCUUGGAGGCGGGUGUUCUCUGUGCUUCGGUCCCAUUCUCUGUUCUUGUACAAAGACAAGCGAGAGGCAGUGCUCAAAGGGGCGGUGCUGGGAGGCGGGGCUGAAGAGGAGCAGCCAAUCAGCAUCCGGGGUUGCCUUGUGGACAUUGCGUACAGUGAAACGAAGCGCAAACACGCGUUGAGGUUGACCACACAGGACUUCUGUGAAUACUUGCUACAGGCGGAGGACAGAGAGGACAUGCUGGAGUGGAUCAGAGUCAUCAGAGAAAACGGCAAGACUGACAACGAGGAAUUGGGUUUCUCACGACAGGCUCUCAUCAAUAAGAAACUUAAUGACUACAGGAAGCAAAGUCCAACAGGUAAUAAACCAGACUCCUCACCCAGAGUGCCUCGAAUGACAUUUCUGCUCAGUAAGCAAGACAACAGCCCACCUCCACGUUCCCCAAAACACGAGGCUAAAGAUGAGAGCAGUCCCCCUAAAUCUCCUUGGGGCAUAAAUAUAAUGAAGAAGGCUAAGAAAGCAAGUCCUAAAGUGUUUUGUGUGCGUCUAGAGGACUGCCAGCCUGCUACCAACAACAAGUUCAUUCCCCUGAUUGUGGAGAUCUGCUGUGGGUUGGUGGAGGACAUGGGUCUGGAGUACACAGGGAUCUACAGAGUGCCAGGAAACAAUGCAGUAGUGUCCAGCCUGCAGGAGCAGCUAAACAAAGGAGGAGACAUCAACAUCGCUGAGGAGAAAUGGCAAGACUUGAAUGUGGUCAGCAGCCUACUAAAGUCCUUCUUCCGUAAACUCCCAGAACCCCUCUUCACAGAUGACAAAUACAAUGACUUUAUUGAGGCCAAUCGGAUGGAGAAUGCCAGUGACAGGCUAAGGACAAUGAAGAAACUGAUACGUGAUCUCCCAGAUUAUUACUUCCACACUCUAAAAUUUCUAAUUGGACAUCUAAAGACUGUGGCAGACCACUCUGAGAAGAACAAAAUGGAGCCACGUAAUUUGGCACUGGUGUUUGGCCCCACUCUUGUCCGGAACUCAGAGGACAACAUGACAGAUAUGGUCACCCACAUGCCUGACCGCUACAAGAUUGUGGAGACACUCAUUCAGCACCAUGCCUGGUUUUUCAGUGAAGAAAACGAAAAAGAUGAAAAGACACCAGUGGACACAGAGGAUGUUCAGCCCGCCCCAAACAUAGAUCACCUCCUCUCUAAUAUUGGUCGGACGGGCCCGCUGGGGGAGGCAUCAGACUCAACCAACAGUGAUUCUGCAAAAUCUAAGGGGUCGUGGGGAUCAAAACGUGACUUUACUCCCAAGGAUAUCCUGACGUUUUCGAUUAUGUCGGCUGUGACCCGCAAACGCCGGAAACGGCAGAACGGCCGUCUCCUCGGCAGCAGCACAGACGACGAUUCUGAGCAUGAACCCCUUAAAUCCUGCAUCUCCGAAAAAGACGACUUGCAAGAGAUGGGGCAGGUCGCAUCUUUCUGUGCCCCUCGAGCGGAGGGAGAAGAUGAUGAAGAAGAAGAGGAGGAAGAGGAGGAGGAGGGUGAGAGACAGAAGGCACAAGAGCAAAAAGAAGAAGUAGUUCCCAGCAUUUCCUCCACAGAGGAAGCGGCACCAGCAGUGCUGCUGAGUGAGGAGGAAGAGCAAAGGUCUGAAGUGAAAGGUUGCAGCUGGCGAGGAGAUGAUGCACGGUCUAUUGUGUCAGGUUACUCUACUCUGUCCACUCUGGGGCGGAGUUUAGCAUCAGAGGGGCGCGGUGAAGAUGCAGAUGAUGAGCAUAGUGAACUGGUGAGUGAAACCGAUAACGAAAGUGGAUUUGCUUCACGCUCCCUCACCCAAGAGAGGCCAGAAAAACCAAGCCGUUCAAGCCAGAACCCACACGCCUCACCCGAACCAACCGCACCACGCAGUUUUCUCUAUGCACACUGCAAAUCGCAGACACCUUCUGCUGCCUCUGGCACAACCUUUGCUCCGCCUCCUCCUUCCCUCACAACCAGUCCUGAAGAUGGCGCAGCACGUUCAUCUACUCCCUCGACCUCCUCUUACUCAUCAUCCGCUUCCCAGCGCCUCCACAGCCGCCACUCUUUUAACUCCCACCGCCUCAUACAGUGCGACACCCUCGCACGGCGUCGGCUAAAGGCAGACAAAGCCAAAGCACCCUCAGUGGACCUUUUGGAACUGUCCAGCUCCUCCGCCACGGAGGGAGAACGGCGGUCGGGUGCAAAUCAAAUCCCUGAUUCCUCUCUGUCUCCUUCCCCAAAAGCCAAAUCCUCCUCCAAAGGGGUUAGCGGGCGAAAUGAGUGCAUGGCAACAUCCGCAGCCAGUCCCAGAAGCUACUUCUUGUCCACUGGGCAGGGUUCCCUGGCGGAUCAGGUUCGGGCUCGUCUGAUGGGCUCGGCGGAUGAUCUACGCAGCAUUGGCCUGAGGAAGCAGCUCUCGCCAGAGACGCGCCGAAAAAGACGUGCAUGGAGGAGGCACACUGUGGUGGUCUCUCCUACGGACAGUUCAGACAAAAAAACACCUGCGCCACCCCCCAAACCGCUAGCUUCACCCUCCCCUGUUGAAAACCAGGACGUUGGAGAGUCCCACCCAGAGUGCUCAGAGACUGAAGACCCUACUGCACAACGGGUCCUGCCUACCUCGCGCUUUCGUGAUUUCUUGUACCAGUGAUGGUGUGUACAGGCUAGUGAACCAAGAGAGCUGGAUUUGGGUUGUGUUGUAGCUGUGUCCUCAGUAUGUUCACACUGACAGCGAUUAUGUGGUUGCCAAGUACUGUUGACUGCCAGGUGUUCAUACUCACUGCAGUGUCCAACUAUCUCGUGGCGGAUGAUGUGAGCGUCAUUGUGCACCAUUCAAAAUUAAACUGAGUUUGAAUUUGAACAGAAUUUAAAUUGAGGUAGCAAACAGAAUUGAAAUUUUAAUUGAAUUAAGUGGAAUUUAAAAGUAACUGAAAUUCAAAUAAAACUACAACAAGGGCAUUUUCAGACCUGUAAUGCUUUGUUCCGGAACAGGGUCUUAAAUUGUUGCAAUGUUGCACUUUCUCCUCGGUUCGGUUCGCUUUCACAAGGCAACAUUUCACUUACCAAAAUGUGUUUAUGCAAGUCACAUGUGUGUAAAACGGUCCUCUCAUUGGUCAGAUCGCACCUGUUUAUGUUCCAGGAAUCCGCUCAUCGUGUCAUCCGUCAGAAUGGAUUGAUGCACACACUCAUAUGUUUCAAUGUAUAUGUAUAUCAAGGCUUCAUUGGGUCAGCAUUCUUGCAAUACACCUGUUUCAGAGAAGAGCAAUAACAUUUUUAAAUGAAGAGAUGCUCUUUGGUUUUCAACUAUGAUAAAUAAUGUGCUCACCCACCGAAUUAAACACUGAACGCAUUUCACAUUAUGAAUUAGGAUACAGCUUGGAUUGUUGGUUCAUUAGGUCAGAUUGCGUUCUCAUCAAAAGCAAACCACUUUAGAGUUCGGUUUCAGUCGGGCCAAGACCACCUCGUUCAGCCGUUCUCAGACCGAUUGUUUUGGUGUGGAUCUGAGUGUGAUUAUCAUUUCUAAAAUAACUCAACUAAAGUAGAAAAUGUGUCAGGUUCUGAAACAAACGAUACAAGCAAGCCAGGUGUGAAAACACCCUAAGCGUCAUUUGUAAUGAGAAAUUAAAGAGUUAUCAAGACAAACUUCUGCCUCAUUUGAUGUCACCUAUAGACAUUUGUACUUAUUUUUAUGUAGAUUUUUGCUUUUUACAAAUUGUUUCAUUUUAUGGACCAAGGUGGAAAAACACUUAGGCCUGGUUUCACAGACAGGGCUUAGAUUAAGCCAGAAUUAGGCCAUAGUUCAAUUAGGACAUUUAAGUAAUUUUUAAUAAACAUGCCUUAGAUAAAGACAUUACUUGUGUGCAUCUUGAGACAAAACAAUGGCACUGACAUAUUUUAAGAUCAAUCAGUG